This is a messenger RNA of Balaenoptera musculus (blue whale), 631 nucleotides long. Its product is annotated as translation initiation factor IF-2-like. The record is from RefSeq and is a predicted model, not a curated record. The transcript is spliced from 2 exons. The coding region runs from base 124 to 465 and encodes 113 amino acids. NCBI's taxonomy places the organism in Eukaryota, Metazoa, Chordata, Mammalia, Artiodactyla, Balaenopteridae.
GGUGCCCGCGCUGCCGCCCAGCGAGCGAGCGUGGGUCUCAGCGGCUGCUCGGCGCGGCGCUCCGCAGGGGCGCGGCCAGGGUUCGGCGCGCGGCAGCGGGACUGCGAGCGGCCGCCGCGGGCGAUGAUUCACCCGGCAGGGCAGCGCCCUCCGCGCGUCGGGGCGUGGCCUGGCCGCUCCCGGCCAGCUCGGCGCCGGGCCCUGGACCCUGCCGGCCGGCGGCCUGCACAGCGCCGGCGGGAGGACGGCGGCGGCGGCCCACGGGGCCGGUGCUGCCACCUGCGGCCGGCGCCUGGGAUGGCCGAGCCGGCCCGCGCCGCGCACCUGGGCGUCCUGGUGGAAAAGUGGGGACUCAAACCCAACCCCGAUAGACGACUUCCCACUUGUUGGGGAGGAAGGCUGGGCGAAACCCGAGGCUGGGGCUCUCCUGACUCUCCAGGACACACCCUGAACAUCUUGACCUGACCAACAUGAACAGCUACAAGAAGGAAGGAUUCCAACACCAAGAAGUUUGCAACAACUAACCACGCCCCUCCCUCAUCUUGCCUUUAAAAGUGCUUUGCUGAACUUCUUGGAGAAGUUCGGGGUAUUUUAAGCACGAGACAGCCUUCUUGCAUAGCCCUGCAAUAAA